Molecule: messenger RNA, 870 nt
Organism: Coprinopsis cinerea okayama7#130
Lineage: Eukaryota; Fungi; Basidiomycota; Agaricomycetes; Agaricales; Psathyrellaceae
Exons: 7
Coding region: 1-870 (289 amino acids)
Biological process (GO): mRNA splicing, via spliceosome
Cellular component (GO): spliceosomal complex
Source: RefSeq, a predicted model, not a curated record
AUGAUCAAGCGACGCACUCGACCACCAACGCAAACCAGACAAAUAUCUGUCGAGGUCGAGGACCCUAAAGAGCAAGAAGUUGGAGAGGAGGAGCCAGACCUACCUAUUGCAGACCUUAUUGAAUGGCGGAAGCUCAGGCGAGCUCGAGAAGGUAUUGAUGUCGCCAAACUGAACGUUGGAGAUGCUAAGAAGAAGAAGAAACGGCCUAGAGAGGAGGAGCAGGGUGGGUUGAGGAAGCCUUUGGCUGCUGAGGGUGACGAAGACGAUGAAGAAGCGAAAGAAGCUCGAGCUCGUCGCGUCGUUCGUACCAAUAACUUUACGCAACAAACCAAUGCGUUGGACGUGGACAAGCAUAUGAUGGCGUAUAUCGAAGAAAACCUCAAGGUCCGGGGUAAACCGAGGAACGAGGAAGACGAUGAAGACAAGAAACCGCUCGACCCUCAGGAUAUCCUGUACCGCCAGGUCGCCGACCGGUUUAGACUGGAUAAACCCAAGGCUGCGACCGAGGAAGGAAAUGUGACGAAUAGUAUGUCCAUGUUGACUGCUAUUCCUGAAGUUGACCUUGGAAUGGAUACUCGACUGAAGAAUAUCGAGGAGACUGAGAAGGCUAAGCGGGUUGUUGCUGAGGAGCGACAGGAACGCAAGAAGGUUAAUCCGGACGAAGAGCACCUUGUUGCUACUCGAUACUGGACAGUUUACCGUCCCAACCUGCGGGCCAAGUCUGAUGCUGAUAUUCUGCGGGAUGCAAAGCUUGAGGCCAUGGGCCUGCCACCUCAAGACGAUGCACAUCAUAGGUCCAACCACGACAGGGCGCAAACGGCAACAGAUGAGAUUGUAAUGGAACGGUUCAAGAAGCGAAUGCGCAAAUGA